UUUGUUGGCUGCUUAUAAUUGUCUCAAAACUGAAAGAAAAAAAGAACUAUCAUGGGCGUAGCGAAAACAAAUUAAUAUAGGGGGCGUAUAGAAAGUCCCCCUAAUACUACUUAUAAUUGUAUACAGCUUAUUUAUAUUAUAAUAUAUAUUAACUAAAUAAUAAACCCUCUUUGGCCCCAUGGCUACGCCCCUGUGUUACCUGUUGGUCACCAUGCACGCACACCUACAAACACACACCUACAGUGGAGAAAAGCAGAGAGCAGAGAGCAGAGACUGGGGCACCCUAAGCGCAGGCCAGACAGAGAUAGUUGCAAAGACAACGGUCAGCGAGCAAUAGAGAUGGUGGAUCCAGAGGAACGAAGAGUGGGCUAAAACGGGAUGAGGGAGAUCCAGGUGUUAGUGUCUGUAUCUAUGUGUGAAUGCCAUUGUUGUUACUCUUUUUAUGAGCCGGGUUUCAGCCAGUUUAAUGCCCCCUACUCUUUGCUUCGCUUCUACGUCUUCGUCUUCGUCUUUUCCUUCGGCUGCUGCUGCUGCGCCUGGCAUUUUCAUUUUCACCUGAACGAACCUCCCAACUCAAAGUCAAUUCAACUCGCGCAAUUCAACUCAACUCACUCGCCAGCGCCAACCAAGAGGCAAAGAGAAAAGAAAAAGACAAGACGCCGCGCAGCCGCAGUCGCAGUUACUGCCUUCAGUCGCUCGGGGAUUACACCUGGCGCGUUCCGUUGCCCCGUUAGGUUGCUUACCUUACCUUUUUGCUACGCUAAUUUAUUGUUGUUGUUGUUUUGCUGUUUUUGUUAUUUUAUCUUUUUGCGCUUGUCGCGCGGCUUAAAAAGUGAAACCACCCACGACAACAAGAAAAACAACAAGAAUAACAAUUAUAGAAAGAACAACGAGGGCCACCAGCAGCACACAGGUGACCCACAGUUCGUUGAAAGCCCCAAGAUGCGGCAGCUGUGCGGCAGCGUUUACACCUGGAAUUGUGCCGGCGAGCUCUAUGCCAUCGAGUGCUCCCUGUGCGAGGAGCGGCCACUAUGCGCCCUCUCCGAGUUCCCAGAGCACAUGGACGUCUGGCACUCCGACUGGCAGGAUCCGGAUACGGUCACCUCCUCCGAUGGGGUAACCAUGCCCGAGGAUGAGCUAAUGCAGGAGGUGCUGGCCGAGCAACGGACCAGUGGCGAGGACAAUGAACUGAAGCAGCUUCUGGUUUGGCAACUGAAUGCCAUCGAGGAGGACCAGCAGCAGGUGGAAGAAGCAGGUCACGAGGUUGUGGAGGAAAUGAAUGAAGUCGCCGAGCCGGAGGAGGAAGUCAGAGUGGCAGAUGAUGUUGAGGAAGCGGCUGGAAAAUGUGGACAAGCGGCAGAAGAAACGGGAGAAUCGGUAGUGUCGUCAUCGGUAACCAUUCCCCUGCCGCCAGCUGUUGGCCUUCAGGUAAGUGUGGAUGCAUCGCCAGUUCCCGAGGGCCAACGCCUGACCACCCAGCAUAUCCAUCGCCUGAUUGAUUUGUACCGCUCGGAGCCGCGUCUUUGGAAUCAGACACAUCCCGAGUUCCAUGACAUGGAGCUUUGCCGUGAAUCCUGGCGUCGCAUCACCGAAGCCUGGAGCGGCUACUGUGGACGCAGUUUCAGCGUGACAGAUGUCCGCAUACGCGUAUCCACGCUCUGUCAGCGUUUCCUCAAGCAGCGGGAACGGCUGGAGGCGGACGGCGAACUGGAUGAUGCCGCCAAAUUCGUGCAUUUCGAUCAGUUGAGCUUUCUGUGCGAACAGCAAUCGCUGUUGAAGCGCCAGCGUCACUAUGCCCGCGAGAAUCGGCGACUGCUGCAGCUGUACGAGCAUUAUCCCAUCCUCUGGCACAAUGCCCACAAGCGUAUCCGGUGUCCGGAAACUGUGCGUCAGCGUCACGAGGCCCAUCUUGGACUCCAGCUUGCCCUGCAGCUGUCUGGCAUAAGCCUAUCGCCGGUGGUCAUCCAACGGCGCCUACAGUCGCUGCGCAAGCGCUAUCGCCUGGAGAAGAUCAGUUAUCUGCACAGUGUAGUCGAGGGCAAGCAGGCAGAAUUCGUCUCGGGAUUUGAACACUACGCUGAGAUGGAGUUUCUUCACAAGCACAUCGAUCCGUAUGUGUGUGCCGUAUGCGGCAAGAUCUUUGAGAAUCUAACAAGUCACCAGGCUCAUGUCCAGAAUAGCUGUGAGGUGAGGCGGGCGGUGAGCGUGGAGCAGAACGAAAAAGCUAAAAAAAACAUAGAUGAGAAUCAUCAAAAGAAUCAAUUGAAAAACCAGCUUGAUAAAGUCUUAACGGAGGUCUUGAAGGACGUGGAAAAAGAGGCUGCCAAUCCAGUCGAGAAAGAGGAGUCCAAGAAGGAAGAACCCCAAAACCCCAAAGAAAAAGAGGAUUCUGUUAAUGGUCCACAAUUGCCCAGCUUGGCCGAGGCCUGUGCUGCUGCCCAGCUGGAAGAUCCCUGCGAUCUUCAAUUGAAUUCCAACGAAGAGAAUUCCAUUCUCGAGGGUGAGACCUCCUCCUCACCCGGCGGUAGUUCGCGUCUUCGCUUGAGUCUCCAAGAUACCCAGGAUCUAAUUGAACUAUACCGCCAGCAUGUCUGCCUGUGGGAUCCUAAUCAUUUGGACUAUCAUGCCCGGAAGCAGCGUCGCCUGGCCUGGCAGGCCAUUACCCAGGAACUGAACUCCAAGGCGGGACAAAAGUACAGUUGGCAGAUGCUUCACCGCAAGAUGACGGACUACACAAAGUACUAUCGCAAGGAGAGGCAAAGGAGAAUGGAGGAGAAGCAACCUCAGGAGGAGAAGCAACCUCAGGAGAAGAAGCAACCUCAGGAGGAGGAGCAGCCUCAGGAGGAGAAGCAACCUCAGGAGGAGGAGCAACCUCAGGAGAAGAAGCAACCUCAGGGGGAGAAGCAACCUCAGGAGGAGAAGAAGCAGCCUCAGGAGCUGCAGGAACCUUCAGAGGAGGAAAAGAAAUUAAAGGAUAAGAGCAGCAAGUGGAGCUUUUACCUGGAGUUUGCCUUCCUCGACGACGUCCUGCCCGUGAGCAGCGAAAUGCAAAAGAGCCUGAACCAGCGGGAUAGCAACCUAAAGAUCAUAUCCGUUUACCAGAGUUAUCCGCAGCUCUGGUGCACCGAUCAUCCUGAUUACACAAAACGCCGCCAGAGGCAACGGCAGCUCGAGUCCCUGUGCACUCGAUUGCAGGAGGAGAGCAACCUGCAGGUCACUGUGGAGCGGCUGAAGAGUCGCCUAAUUGAGUUCCGGUGCCAAUAUCGUCACUGCAAGGAGGCCCGCAUGGAGGCACUAAAGAAAUCCGAGUCCUGGACGCCCAGCUAUGAGUACUAUGAGCCGCUACGCUUUCUGGAACUGCAUGUGGCCCCCUUCCAGUGUCCCAGAUGUCCGGCUUCAUUCAAACGGCGCACGGAUUACUUGCAGCACGAAAGGAAUGUCCAUGCCGAUGUGGAAAAGUCCCUGGAUGGGGAGUUUCGCUACCUGAGACGUCGCAAGGCCAAGGGAUCUAAGGAGGAGCAGGAGUUGUUGCAACAGCAGCAGCAGCCAGGUUUAGAACUGGCCAAUGUCUGCCAUAUUUGCGGUUUGAAGUUCUCGCUGCGCAACAGUCUUCUCUCCCAUUUGCGGCGUCAUCUGGGCCAGCGCAGCCAUGCCUGCAGCGAUUGUCCCAAGAAGUUCUUCAGCUCGACGGCCCUGCGCGUCCAUCAGCGCAGUCAUACCAAGGAGCUGCCCUAUGUGUGUGAGCACUGUGCCCGGGGCUUUGUGAAUGCCAGCAAGUUGAAUCAGCAUGUCAAGCGGCACAGGAAUCAACGUGACUUUCCAUGCAAUCGAUGCGACAAGGCGUUUUAUACGGCUCACGAGAGGGAUCGCCAUUUGCGGGCCCAUCUCAAUAUCCGGGACAAGGUGUGUCCGUAUUGCUCCCGGGCCUUUGUGGUGGGCAGUGCCUACUAUGCCCACCUUAAUCUCCAUCGCAGCGAGAAGCGGUACGCGUGCUCCGGCUGUGGCAAGCGAUUUGCCCAAUACGCUGGCCUUUACAAGCACCGGCGACGCUGUCUGCCGGCGGAGGUAAUCGAGGAGUAGCAGGAAUCGGUUCAUCCUUCUCUAAUGUAUUUUCUAUUAAUUAAUUAGUUAAUUAUUGUUUAAACUAUCUUGAAAUACUCACAAUUAUUGUUAGUAGUUAACUUGCAAACUUGCAGCAACUUGCGAAAAUCGCGGCAGCCAUUUUUCUUUUUGUUUUCUUUUGUUAGAAAUAUGUACAUGUGCUAGAAAGAGAUAGAACACGAUGUAACCAUGUGCGUAUGUAUGUAUAUUUGUAAAUGGUAAAUGGUCACAUCUAUUUGGUUGAUCUCUCUUCAGCCGCUCUCAAAGCAACAUGAGUUAGAAAGAGAGAGGGAGAGAGAGAGAGAGAGGGAGAGCAUUCACUGCAACAUACAGUGUUCACUCGAGAACUGUAAACAAUUAAAUACUGUUGAAGAUCCCUGUUGUUUAAACAAAUCGUUAUUAAACAAAUCGUUAUUAAUUGUUUAAAGAAAAUAUGCCUCUGCAAAUAUUUUUGGAAUAAUGUAAUUGUAUGCUUAUUAGAGAGACCACUGCACUUAUGCAAAAUAUAAAAUUAUUGCUUAUUUUUUAAUGGUGUAGCUUAAGAUAUAUAUUUUUUAGUUAAAAUCUUGUUA
Messenger RNA from Drosophila kikkawai, 4673 nucleotides. The record is from RefSeq and is a predicted model, not a curated record. Lineage: Eukaryota; Metazoa; Arthropoda; Insecta; Diptera; Drosophilidae.